AUGCAUGCAGCUGCAGGGUCAGCGGAGCUUCAGCACAUUCCACCUGCCCGCUGCGUUGGAGGCCGCCGCUCGGUCACCCCUGCAGGGGGCGCUGUGGGGGCAGGGCCGCCAGAGCGGCGACAGAGCAUGCGCAAUACGUUUUCGGCCGAGGCGCGGGACAUCCCGGUCCUGCGGCCCCCGCGGCACAAGUUGGACGCCCUGUGCCGCUACCAGGUGCACCAGGGCGUGUGCAUGGAGGUGAGCCCCCUGCGGCCCCGGCCUUACGCGGAAGCCCGGGAGGCCGCCCCAGACCACCACCACCACCACCGGCCACUGUGGCUUGUCUUGGAGGGGCUCCAGGAUCCCCGGAACCUUGGGGCUGUGUUGCGUUCCGCUCACUUCCUCGGAGUGGACAAAGUCAUCACCAGUCGGAGAAACAGCUGCCCGCUCACGCCGGUAGUCAGCAAGGCCAGCGCGGGGGCUAUGGAGGUGAUGGACGUGUUCUCCACGGAUGACCUGCCCGGUGUGUUGCAGGCCAAAGCCCAGCAGGGCUGGCUUGUGGCUGGCACAGUGGGCUGCCUGGGGCCUAAGAUCCCUCACUCUUCUCAGAUCCCCAUCAUGAACUGCUUGGAGUUUGUCUGGGACCGGCCUACUCUCCUCGUGCUGGGGAAUGAAGGCUCUGGUCUGUCCCAGGAGGUGCUGGCCUCCUGCCAGCUUUUGCUCACCAUCCUGCCUGGGCGUCCACUGCCUCUCGGGCUUGAGUCCUUGAAUGUGUCUGUGGCUACAGGAAUUCUUCUUCACGCCAUCUGCAGCCAGAGGAAAGGUCUCCCUGUAGAGGAGGAGAGAGGGCAGCUUCUCCAGGACCCUCAAGAUCCUUCGGCUAUGUUUGAAAGAGUCACAGUGGCUCAGCACUCAGCAUUGUCUUCAGAGUCAGAAAAACAGAGCCCAAGUGGGGGCUGACUUGGCCUGUCUGAAUUGGUCCUGUGCUGGAGUUGGGAUGGGUUGCACGUAUCUCCACGGGCUCUCAAGAUUCUGCCAGAGUGUGUGUCCAAGCCUUUGUUAAAGAUGUUAAUUUAAUUCCAGGCUAGGAUGGGAUGGAGGGUUUCUGUUUUCCCAGGCCUGGAUGGGAAAGCAAGGCAUCAGAAGGAAGCUGGACAGCCCAGGCCAGAGGGCUGUGGAAAAUGAGGGCUUGUGGAUGUGGAAGAGGCCCAAAGACCUUCCUGUGGGGUAACAAGUGCACCCUUUCCCCCAGGCUUGUUGAGGAUCAAAUAAAACCACCUGGU
Dipodomys ordii (Ord's kangaroo rat) is the source of this 1262-nucleotide messenger RNA. RefSeq names its product mitochondrial rRNA methyltransferase 1 homolog (S. cerevisiae) (gene Mrm1). Gene Ontology annotation, molecular function: RNA binding; RNA methyltransferase activity. Gene Ontology annotation, cellular component: mitochondrion. The record is from RefSeq and is a predicted model, not a curated record. Gene Ontology annotation, biological process: rRNA methylation. The transcript is spliced from 6 exons. The coding region runs from base 1 to 939 and encodes 312 amino acids. NCBI's taxonomy places the organism in Eukaryota, Metazoa, Chordata, Mammalia, Rodentia, Heteromyidae.